AUGGCGGGCUCAUCAGAAACUGCAAAACCGUCUGCGUCAGAAACUGACAGCAACGGCCGCUACGAUUUCAAAUUCAGCCAGUGUUUCGGCGACAAAGCCGAUAUCGUGGUCACAGAAGCUGAUAUCAUCACUGCAGUCGAAUUCGACCAUACCGGCGAUUUCCUCGCCACCGGUGACAGAGGGGGCCGUGUGGUGCUGUUUGAACGCAACAACAGCAAGCAUUGCGAAUACAAGUUUCUCACCGAGUUUCAAUCACACGAUGCAGAAUUUGAUUAUCUCAAGUCGCUGGAAAUCGAAGAGAAAAUCAAUCAGAUCAAAUGGUGUCGUCCCACAAACCAAUCCCAUUUCCUGCUGUCCACCAACGACAAAACCAUCAAGCUUUGGAAAGUAUACGAGAAAAACAUAAAACUCGUCAGCGACAACAAUCUCAGCGAAGGUGCGUACGGCGCCGGUUCCGGCACAGGAUCAAGUGCCAAAAAUCGCCAUUUACAACACCACGGAAACGGCAGUGCUAAAGCUGUGUUGUCACUUUCCGCUCUCAAGCUUCCCAAACUUUCCCAGCACGACAAAAUCAUUGCCGCAGCACCCAAGAAAAUCUACAGCAAUGCACACACAUAUCACAUCAAUUCAAUAUCGAUAAACUCGGAUCAAGAAACGUUUGUCAGCGCGGAUGACCUGAGGAUCAAUCUUUGGAACUUGGACAUACCGGAUCAGUCAUUCAAUAUUGUUGAUAUUAAACCCGCUAACAUGGAAGAAUUGACAGAGGUUAUUACCAGCGCUGAAUUUCACCCCUUCCAUUGCAAUUUGUUCAUGUAUUCGUCUUCGAAAGGAACCAUAAAAUUGGCUGACAUGCGGCAAAAUGCUUUAUGCGACUACCGUGCCAAGACCUUUGAAGAAUACCUGGACCCCAUAAAUCAUAAUUUUUUCACGGAAAUCACCUCAUCGAUAUCUGACGUGAAGUUCAGUCCCGAUGGUCGUUAUAUUGCAUCCAGAGAUUAUCUGACGGUCAAAAUAUGGGAUGUGAAUAUGGACAGCAAGCCUGUGAAGACAAUCAAUAUCCAAGAUCAGUUGAAGGACCGUUUAAGUGACACGUAUGAAAAUGAUGCGAUUUUCGAUAAAUUCGAAGUCAACUUUAGCGGCAACAGUUCAAGUUUGAUGACCGGUUCUUACAAUAACACUUUUAUGAUAUAUCCAGAUGUGGUUGGGGCCAAAACCAGCAAAUCGCAGCCGAUGAAAGAGAUUGUGCUUCAGGCCGACAAGACAGCAUUCAAAUCCAAGAAGCUGGGCUCGUUGGAGCAGCAAAGCGCGCGCAACAAGCAAUGGGGCGAUGACAUCGAUUUCAAGAAAUCUAUUUUGCAUUUUUCGUGGCAUCCAAGGGAAAACAGUGUAGCGAUCGCGGCUACGAAUAAUCUAUUCAUAUUUUCAGCAUUAUAA
Messenger RNA from Lachancea sp. 'fantastica', 1434 nucleotides. NCBI's taxonomy places the organism in Eukaryota, Fungi, Ascomycota, Saccharomycetes, Saccharomycetales, Saccharomycetaceae. The record is from the annotation of a GenBank genome assembly.